Panicum hallii is the source of this 2346-nucleotide messenger RNA. RefSeq names its product serrate RNA effector molecule-like. The transcript has 12 exons. Gene Ontology annotation, biological process: mRNA processing; primary miRNA processing. The record is from RefSeq and is a predicted model, not a curated record. Gene Ontology annotation, cellular component: nuclear body. Lineage: Eukaryota; Viridiplantae; Streptophyta; Magnoliopsida; Poales; Poaceae. Bases 161 to 2089 code for a protein of 642 amino acids.
UUCACUACGCGUCCCCAGAACCCCCACCCACCACCCUCUUCCGGGCUCUUCGUUUCCGCUUCCGGUUGGUUCCCUUCCCGAGCCGACCCGACCCGGGAGGCUCUCCCUCCAGAUCGAGGCAGGCGAGGCUGCCCUAGCUAGGAUCCCGCCUCGCGCAGCCAUGGCCGAGGACGCGGACGCGUCCCCUCCCCCCACCGGCGGCGGCGGCGGCGACCGCAAGCGCCGCCACGCCUCGCCCGUGCUCCCGCCGCCGCCCCCCGGGCCGCCGCCGCCGGGGCCGCACAAGAGGCAUCGGAGGGAGGAGGGCGGUGGCGGCGGGUUCGACCGGCGCCGGCUCGGGCCAGUCGGCGGAGGAGGGCACGACCAGGACGACAGGAGGUAUGGAAACGGUCAUGGUGGCAUAGGAGGAAGAGGUGGUGAUGGUCGAUAUGUGAAUCGUGCACCAGAUUGGUCGGAUUCUGGACGUGGUGGGUGGAAUGAAGGCCCUGGGAACGGUCGUAGGGAAGGUCUGAUGUCAUACAAGCAGUUCAUUCAGGAGCUCGAGGAUGAUGUUUCACCAGUUGAAGCUCAAAGCAGAUACGAGGAGUACAAGUCAGAGUACAUCACAACUCAGAAGAAAGCAUACUUUGACCUCCAUAAGGAUGAAGAUUGGUUAAGAAACAAGUACCAUCCUACAAACCUUGAAGUUGUCAUAGAAAGAAGGAAUGAACUGGCAAGAACUACUGCAAAUGAAUUCUUCCAUGAUUUACCGAGUGGAAGUCUGGACACUGGCCCAGGGUUAACAGGUUCGGCAGCAAGCAAAUCGGGAAAUAAUAGUAGUAAAAAUCUUGUGGACUCAUCAGAUGGUAAAAAAGGGAAACAUGGAAAUGGCCCUGAGGAUUUAUACUAUGCUGCUCCCAAGGCUCACCCAGUUAGUUCCGAGGCUCGGCGAAUCCGAAUUGACAUUGAGCAAGCUCAAGCUCUCAUUUGUAAACUUGAUUCUGAGAAGGGUAUUGAGAACAAUGUUCUCUCAAGUAGUGACCAUGACAAGCCAGACAGGGAUAAGUCACACGGUUCAGUGGGGCCAAUUGUUAUAAUACGGGGAUCAUCUACUGUGAAGGGUCUUGAAGGUGCUGAGUUGCUGGACACUCUUGUUACUUAUUUAUGGCGUAUUCAUGGUGUGGAUUAUUAUGGUAUGUCUGAGACAAACGAGCCUAAAGGCCUUAGGCAUGUGAAAGCUGAUGCGAGGACAUAUAAUGGGGCUAGCUCAAAUGCAACUGAAUGGGAGAAUAAACUUGAUUCAUUCUGGCAAGACAGGAUUCAAGGUCAGGAUCCGUUAGAAAUACUGAAAGCAAAGGAGAAGAUUGAUGCAGCUGCUACUGAAGUCUUGGAUCCAUAUGUGAGGAAAAUAAGGGAUGAGAAGUAUGGGUGGAAGUAUGGUUGUGGAGCCAAGGGUUGCACUAAGCUUUUCCAUGCUGCUGAGUUUGUCCAGAAGCAUCUUAAACUCAAGCAUCCAGAUGUGGUAGUUGAGCUAACUUCGAAAGUGAGAGAUGAUAUAUACUUUGAGAACUAUAUGAAUGAUCCAAAGGCGCCUGGUGGAACACCUCUCAUGCAGCAACCUGCUCCAAGGGGAAAAGGCAGGCAAAGGCCACCAAUAGAGAGUCGGCUGAGAGAUGAGCGUGGGAAUCGUAGGUUUGACGGAAAUGUUGAUUCACCACCACGUGAUGGGUCUGGUGAAAACCCUGAGGAUGCUAUAUAUGAUUCAUUUGGUGAUCCAAUUAUGCAUGGUGCCUUCCCUCCAGAUAUUCCUGCUCCCCCGAUUCUAAUGCCUGUGCCUGGUGCUGGUCCCCUAGGACCAUUUAUUCCUGCACCCCCGGAAGUUGCCAUGCAUAUGUUGAGGGAUCAGGGUGGGCCACCACCUUUUGAGCCAGCUGGAGGUCCACAUCCUAGGAAAGCAGGAAGGGGUGGUGGCCCCCCAAUGCAUGGUCCAUCCCCGAUCUUCAGCGCUCCGCCGCCUCCUCAUAUGCAUGAUCCUCGAAGAAUACGAAGCUACCAAGACCUUGAUGCUCCUGAAGACGAAGUGACUGUCAUGGACUACCGAAGCUUGUAGGACUUCCCCGCUCCAUGUGCCUCCUGAUACUUGUAGGUAACAUUACAGCGGGGCAACUCCUCGCCAUCUAGAAUUACUGCGGAGGAACCCUAGUAGGCAUUUUGUGUCUCGACUCUGUCUCUUCUCAGUGUCUGUAAAAUGAAACAGAGGAAUUGGCCAUGAAACAAGGAACCACCUCAUCAUUUCAGUGCUACCUGCAACUUUGUACAAUGUCUACGAUGCGAAAGAUGUUCAUUUUAUGUUCUCGUAGGUGCCAA